AUGUCGAUCAACCCCCGCCGCACCGUUCUCCUCAUCUGCGACGUGCAGGACCGCUUCCGCGGUGCGAUCCACGCGUUCGACGCCAUGUCGAGCAACAUCCAAAAGAUGAUCCGCGCGGCGCAGAUCCUCGACAUGCGCGUGCUCACGACGGAGCAGAACCCGAAGGCGCUGGGCGGCACGAUCCAGGAGCUCGGGAUUGACAAGCUGCCGCAGCACCUGAACAUGGGCGUGUUCCCCAAGUCCAAGUUCAGCAUGAUGACGCCCGAGGUGCUGCGCACGCUUGGUGGAAAGUGGGCCGAGAGCGUCGGCGGGCCCGCCGGCACGGGGAACACGGAGGAGGUCGAGCGCGUCAUCAUUGUCGGCAUCGAGAGCCAUGUGUGCGUCACGCAGACGAUCCUCGACUCGAUCCCGCUCAGCAAGUACAAGCCCAUCGUUGUCGCCGACGCGGUGUCUUCUUGUAAUGCCGCCGAGGUGCCUAUUGCUCUUGACCGGCUCGCGCGCGCCGGCGCCGAGGUGUCCACCUCUGAAAGCGUCCUGUUCCAGCUCAUGGGAGACGCGUCGUACCCCCGCUUCAAGGAGUUUGCAAACCUCAUCAAGGAGUACAAGGACAGCACGGCCAAGACGUUCGACGUCCUCCUCAAGGCUAAGAUCAACUAA
Messenger RNA from Trichosporon asahii var. asahii CBS 2479, 657 nucleotides. RefSeq names its product isochorismatase family hydrolase. The coding region runs from base 1 to 657 and encodes 218 amino acids. The transcript has 2 exons. The record is from RefSeq and is a predicted model, not a curated record. Lineage: Eukaryota; Fungi; Basidiomycota; Tremellomycetes; Trichosporonales; Trichosporonaceae.